Messenger RNA from Phacochoerus africanus (Common warthog), 1969 nucleotides. RefSeq names its product transmembrane protein 273 (gene TMEM273). The coding region runs from base 433 to 768 and encodes 111 amino acids. The record is from RefSeq and is a predicted model, not a curated record. NCBI's taxonomy places the organism in Eukaryota, Metazoa, Chordata, Mammalia, Artiodactyla, Suidae. The transcript is spliced from 8 exons.
CUUCCUUCCCCAUCUGUCACGUGGGUCUUGGCUCCUGUCCCCUGGAGUCUUUGGUCACACAGCCUGUCCUGUCCGCCCUUUGAGGAGCCAGAAGCAGAGAGCCAGCAUGGGCUGGGGGCCCAGCACGCUGAGAGCUCUCCUCCUUCUCCUGGGUUUCAAAUUGCGGCUAGAAGAAUGAGACCAACCCACACCCUGCAGCAUGCUCUAUCACCAUCAUUCGUUCAUUCAUCAAACAUCCAUUAAUUCCUCCUGUGUGCCAGAUGCUGUAUCAAGUGCUGGGGGUAGAACCCUCCACAGGGCACUGUACAGCCCAGAAGGGAGACCAGCCAGAAGAUUCAUUCAGUGGGUUACUGGCUGAGAAGCUGGGAGAACAGUGCCUGGUACAUAGCAGCGCUAUGUACUGUUCUUAAAUAAAUUGUAUGGUCGGUCACAAUGGAUGUUGGUGGAGCUCAAGUGUUGGCAACGGGCAAGUCUGCUGGGGAGGAAACUGAUAUCAAAUACGCCCUCAUCGGGACUGCUCUGGGCUUCAUCAUAUCAGCUGGCUUUCUGGCCCUGAAAAUCUGCAUGAUCAGGAAACACUUGUUUGAUAAUGAUUCCUCGGACCUGAGAAGCAUGAACGCGGGCUCCAGUGAGACCAUGGCGCAAAAGAAGAGAGCCCCAAGGUUAAACCUCAGUCUCUCUGAAAGCUCUACUGCCAUUAAGCUUUGUAACCCUGACCUCGACCUGUGCCCUUGGUCCUCCACACAUGGGAAAUGCACAAGUGAUUGAGCUCUGAGCAAACAGCCUCUUCAGAAGGGGUUCAGCACUCUGGACUCUUGCCUACAGUUGCAGUCUUAGAGACAGCUUGAAUUUGAGCACCAAGGCUGGUGAUGGACCUUCACAAAGAACUCAAAAUCCAGAGCAAAUAAUAGAGCAUAUAGAUGCUGCAAUACCUCUAUGCUAAAGGAAAAUGUUGCUUCUCUUCUACAAGAAGCUGAUUGCAUAGAUAGAUGUAAGAGCAAUCUUUCCAGCAGUAAGAAAGAAUUGAAGCCAGCAAAUCUUCACUGCCUAUCCUGUUCCCCAUGUUGGAGCUGGUCAUGCUUCGUGAUAUCUUUGUGUCCAUGUCAGUGGAACCUACCUGCAGCAAAUGGCUCAUGGAAUGAGAACCAAACUCAAGACACAACUUCUUUAGCACCACCGUCUUACCAAGAGAUGAGUCACAUUUUCUAGGACUGUUAGCCUCACCUUCUUAGCUGCCAGAAGAAUUCCUCUGUCAACAUUCAAGGGCCCUGAAACAUGGAAACCAAGGGGCAGUCUCCAUUCCCAUAAAUGAAAGACAGACCUUCCAAAGGAAGAAAUGGCAGGCUGAACUGGAGUGGGAGUAAAGGGUCUGAUGGCCAUGGAAUGGGCCUGCAGCUCUGCAGCCCUUCAAAUGGUGGAGUCAACCAAGGAUUAAAUGAGAAAACAGCUGUAGUACCUUGCAGAGAGCUAUACCAAUGCAAGUGAUUAUUGCUCUGCUUAUGGAAUUAUGUUGUGGUGAUGAUUCCAAUGCCCAUUUCUUAUCAUGGAGGACAUAACUGGCAGAGGCUUAAGAAACCUACAUCUUUGAUUAUUGCCAUAAACCUAAGUCUCUGUGGUACAGGCAGCAUUCAUAUUUCUCUCCCCUCUAAUAGUAACCCUGUAUUUCUGAGCUGUGUAAAGGAAUGCUCUUUGCCCUUUCAUUCAACAGAAAUACAGGUGUCUGUAUGGACUGGCUCUUCUUAGAUUGGGUUACUCUCCUUGUGUGUGAUGAAAGAUGAGCUAUAUUUCAAAACAAAGCACUGUGUUAUAAUAAUUUGCCUGGAUUCCCAGGGCAUCUUUUAUCUGAGUUGAUAACAAUGUAGUUCAUUAGCAGCCUUUGUUAACUGAUAACCUAAAGCAGUAAUGCAAUAUUCAUAAGCAAUUUUCCGUGUGUAAGAUAGAAUAAACCAUCUUGUGAGGUAUCUGGUAA